Messenger RNA from Hippopotamus amphibius kiboko, 3684 nucleotides. RefSeq names its product calcium/calmodulin dependent protein kinase II beta (gene CAMK2B). The transcript is spliced from 23 exons. Lineage: Eukaryota; Metazoa; Chordata; Mammalia; Artiodactyla; Hippopotamidae. Gene Ontology annotation, molecular function: ATP binding; calmodulin binding; calcium/calmodulin-dependent protein kinase activity. Gene Ontology annotation, cellular component: cytoplasm; neuron projection. The record is from RefSeq and is a predicted model, not a curated record. Bases 18 to 1841 code for a protein of 607 amino acids. Gene Ontology annotation, biological process: protein phosphorylation.
GCCCGUCCGUCGCCGCCAUGGCCACCACGGUGACUUGCACCCGCUUCACCGACGAGUACCAGCUCUACGAGGAUAUUGGCAAGGGGGCUUUCUCUGUGGUCCGACGCUGUGUCAAGCUCUGCACUGGCCAUGAGUAUGCAGCCAAGAUCAUCAAUACCAAGAAGCUAUCGGCCAGAGAUCACCAGAAGCUGGAGAGAGAGGCUCGAAUCUGCCGUCUUCUGAAGCAUUCCAACAUCGUGCGCCUCCACGACAGCAUCUCCGAGGAAGGCUUCCACUACCUGGUCUUUGAUCUGGUCACUGGUGGGGAGCUCUUUGAGGACAUCGUGGCGAGAGAGUACUACAGCGAGGCAGACGCCAGUCACUGCAUCCAGCAGAUCCUGGAGGCGGUUCUCCAUUGCCACCAAAUGGGGGUCGUCCACAGGGACCUCAAGCCUGAGAACCUGCUCCUGGCCAGCAAGUGCAAAGGGGCCGCCGUGAAGCUGGCAGACUUUGGCCUGGCCAUCGAGGUGCAGGGGGACCAGCAGGCGUGGUUUGGAUUCGCUGGCACACCAGGCUACCUGUCCCCAGAGGUCCUGCGCAAAGAGGCAUAUGGCAAGCCAGUGGACAUCUGGGCGUGCGGGGUGAUCCUGUACAUCCUGCUCGUGGGCUACCCGCCCUUCUGGGACGAGGACCAGCACAAGCUGUACCAGCAGAUCAAGGCCGGGGCCUACGACUUCCCAUCCCCCGAGUGGGACACAGUCACUCCCGAAGCCAAAAACCUCAUCAACCAGAUGCUGACCAUCAACCCUGCCAAGCGCAUCACAGCGCACGAGGCGCUGAAGCACCCGUGGGUCUGCCAACGCUCCACCGUGGCCUCCAUGAUGCACAGGCAGGAGACCGUGGAGUGCCUGAAAAAGUUCAACGCCCGGAGGAAGCUCAAGGGCGCAAUCCUCACCACCAUGCUAGCCACGCGGAACUUCUCAGUGGGCAGACAGACCACCGCUCCGGCCACAAUGUCCACCGCGGCCUCCGGCACCACCAUGGGGCUGGUGGAACAAGCCAAGAGUUUACUCAACAAGAAAGCAGACGGAGUCAAGCCCCAGACAAAUAGCACGAAAAACAGUGCAGCUGCCACCAGCCCCAAGGGGACGCUUCCGCCAGCCGCCCUGGAGCCUCAAACCACCGUCAUUCAUAACCCAGUGGAUGGGAUCAAGGAGUCAUCCGACAGCACCCACACCACCAUAGAGGACGAAGACACAAAAGCCCCCAGAAUCUGUGACAUCCUGAGCUCCGUGAGGAGGGGCUCGGGGACCCCAGAAGCCGAGGGCCCCCUGCCCACCCCAUCCCCCAGGAUCUCUGACAUCCUGAACACGGUGAGGAGGGGUUCAGGGACCCCGGAAGCCCAGGGCCCCCCACCCUGCCCGUCUCCGGCUCUCCCAGGCCCCCCACCCACCCCGUCGCGGAAGCAGGAGAUCAUCAAGAUCACGGAGCAGCUCAUCGAAGCCGUCAACAACGGCGACUUCGAGGCCUACGCGAAAAUCUGCGACCCAGGCCUGACCUCGUUUGAGCCCGAAGCCCUGGGCAACCUGGUUGAAGGGAUGGACUUCCACAGAUUCUACUUCGAGAACUUGCUCGCCAAGAACAGCAAGCCGAUCCACACGACCAUCCUGAACCCGCACGUGCACGUCAUCGGCGAGGACGCCGCGUGCAUCGCCUACAUCCGCCUCACGCAGUACAUCGACGGGCAGGGCCGGCCCCGCACCAGCCAGUCCGAGGAGACCCGCGUGUGGCACCGCCGAGACGGCAAGUGGCAGAACGUGCACUUCCACUGCUCGGGGGCACCCGUGGCCCCGCUGCAGUGAAGAGCUGCUGCGGCUGGUUUCACGGGACAGACUUGGUGUUUGGAGCCCAGCUGCCCUUGGGCGCACGGCCUGCCUGUCGCAUGUUUGUGUCUGCCUCGUUCCUCCCCUGGUGCCUGUGUCUGCAGAAAACCAAGACCAGAUGUGAUUUCUUUCUAAAAACAAGACGGCAACGACAACCACACACACACAAAAUUGAUGUCGGAUGAAACGGAAAACAAACUCAACAAGGGAAACAAAGCUGUAAAAAUCACUGGCAUUUGUGGGGCUUCGAACCUUCCGGCCGCUCCCCACCCAGGCUCCACGUGUCCGACCGCUCCUGGCCUCCUCCGGGGACCCGCCAGGGCAGUGAACUUGUCCACAGGGCCUGCCACCCGAGGAACGGUGUUUGCUAGGUGGCGCCCACCCCCAUGCGUCUGCAUGGUCCCUACCAUGCAUGGCUCCUUGUCGGGAGUGUCAGGUACCAUCUGGGGAGGGGCUGGGGGUGCGGAGGGGGCCUGAGCACGGCUGUCCUCCCUCCCACUUCCCUGCCCUCCUCUCCUCCCCGAGAAGGCGGGGGUGUGAGCUUCCGGAGUCCCUGGCAUGGGUGAGCAGUGCAGAGGCUGGGCCAGCCCCUCUGGGAGGAUGCCGAGCCGUUGGAGAUGGUCCCGCGGGCCCAGGGCUCCAGCUCUGGCCAGGGAGGUGCACUUGGGCGGGGGGGCAGGGCGCAAGGGGUCACACCCUAGUUUCAGACCUCAUGCCUGGCAAGAGACAUGCCAAGAGGACACUGCUGGCUGCAGCUCAGUGUGGAGGGGACCCCUGGGCUGGCCUCCCUGCUGUUCGGGCACCUCUCCCUCUCUGCCCAUCUUUGCCCCCUUACAGGUGUGGGGCAGGAAGGAGAGAGGGGUCAGAGGUGGGUGGAUGCCUCUGGCUCCCAGGCCAAGGCCGGGUCCAGGCAGGUGUUUGCUGAAGAGGCUAUGCUUUCAGAGUCUGGGCCCAGGGCAGCGGGGAGCAGAGGUCUGCACGGGGCUAUGACAAGGACUCCUGGGGUGGGGAGAAGGCAGGCUGGGCUCACCUUGGUCCUCCUGCAUGCUGGCCAGCACUGUGGCCGGCCUCCGGGAUGGGCCACGUUGUCAGGUGGCAGCAGAGAGAAGCCGAGGGCAGUGGGCCGGGCAUGGGGGUGGGUCUGACCGGGCCUGCUGGGCUAUGGUUGGGGGGUGGUCAGGGGCCAUCAUCACAGAGGUGCAGGACCCCUGCCCCAAUACCUGCCCCCUUCAACUCAUGUUGUUUUCAACAAGGAUUUUCUUUAUCUUCCCCCACAAUCAAGCCAAGGGAGGGGCCUGGAGUGGGGAACAGGACACAAUGAUGCUGGUCUCCAAGGGGACUGUCCAUCGACAGACACUCAGAGUGGACACUCACUUGCCCAUCUGCGGCUGUGCUCGGGACAGCUGUCCCCACCCAUGGACACAGGGUAAACAUCCGCCAGGCUCCCUGGGCCUUGGGCAGCGGCAGGGCUUGCCGUGGACAGCGUGUGGCCUGGCCACCCUCGCCUCCUGGGGCUUCCUCCCCUCCUCUCCCACUCACCCGUUCUCUCCACGGAGCUGCCUGUCUGGGAUAAUUUGGGGAUUUUUUUCUGGGGAUAGUUCUUUUGCAUGACCCCUCAUGAGCAAGCCACACCCGCUCUUCUAGCUAGAUGUUCGUGGUGUGGCGGCGUCGGCCAGCCCGCCCUGCAGAGGGUCGGCUGCCCGUGGUGCUGGCCGGCCUUUCCUCUUCUCCCUUUUUGCUGAGUUUCAUUGUCUUUUCUUUCUGAGCCUUGUAAGUGUACAAAAUUAUUAUUUUGUUCUGUCUCGGGAAACUGCAAAUAAAA